Messenger RNA from Daucus carota subsp. sativus, 2727 nucleotides. RefSeq names its product chloride channel protein CLC-c. The coding region runs from base 166 to 2520 and encodes 784 amino acids. The record is from RefSeq and is a predicted model, not a curated record. The transcript has 7 exons. Gene Ontology annotation, cellular component: intracellular membrane-bounded organelle; plant-type vacuole membrane. Lineage: Eukaryota; Viridiplantae; Streptophyta; Magnoliopsida; Apiales; Apiaceae. Gene Ontology annotation, molecular function: voltage-gated chloride channel activity. Gene Ontology annotation, biological process: chloride transport; transmembrane transport.
AAACACAACUCUGUAUCUCUACACUUCUUCUAUACACACAAGCCCUCCUCUUCCUUUGACAAAACUUCAACACUAUACUUUCAAGCAAUCUCUCUCUCUCUCUCUCUCUCUCCCCCUUAUAUUUAUAUAUACUCAAAGGGUUUUUUAAUUUUUUUAGAGAGAGAGAUGGAGGAGAGAGAUAGUGAUCAGGAUAACAAGCAUAAUGAUGAUGAUCAUGAUGAUUACGAAGCUGUUGACAUUGAGAGAUUAGUGAGAAAGGAGGGGAGAAGCAAUGCGUCGUCGUUUUUGGAGAGAGAGCCGCUGUUGCGGAGCAGAAAGAACAAUACUUCGCAGAUUGCUAUUGUUGGUGCUAAUGUUUAUCCUAUUGAGAGCCUUGAUUACGAGAUCGUUGAAAAUGAUUUAUUUAAGCAGGAUUGGAGGUCGAGAAAAAAGAUUCAGAUAUUUCAGUAUGUUGUGCUGAAAUGGACACUUGCAUGUCUCAUAGGAUUAAGUACAGGGCUUGUGGCUUUCUUUAAUAAUCUUGCAGUGGAAAACAUAGCGGGGUUUAAGCUUCUAAUGACUAGCAAUCUAAUGCUUGAAAACAGAUAUAUUAUGGCCUUUGUAACAUUUGCGGGUUGGAAUGUUGCUCUAGCAACUUGUGCUGCAGUCCUCUGUGCUUACAUUGCCCCAGCAGCAGCUGGGUCUGGCAUACCUGAAGUCAAGGCAUAUCUUAAUGGUGUCGAUGCGCAUUCCAUUUUAGCUCCAAGUACCCUCUUUGUGAAGAUUUUUGGUUCAAUCUUUGGGGUUGCCGCUGGAUUUGUUGUGGGUAAGGAAGGACCCAUGGUACACACGGGGGCUUGCAUAGCCAACUUACUUGGACAGGGUGGUUCCCGCAAAUACCAUUUGACAUGGAAAUGGCUUAGAUACUUCAAAAAUGACAGAGAUCGCAGGGAUUUAAUCACCUGUGGAGCAGCAGCUGGCGUGGCAGCUGCAUUUCGUGCCCCAGUUGGUGGAGUUCUCUUUGCUCUUGAAGAAGCAGCCUCAUGGUGGCGGAGUGCUCUUCUUUGGAGAACUUUCUUCACUACUGCUGUUGUAGCUGUGGUGCUGAGAUCUCUAAUGGUCUUCUGCCAGAGUGGAAAAUGUGGGCUAUUCGGGCAGGGGGGUCUUAUAAUGUUUGAUAUCAAUUCUGCUGUCGCUUCUUACACUGCUCCAGAUUUAGUUGCAGUAAUACUACUUGGAAUCAUUGGUGGAAUUUUUGGAAGUCUUUACAACUAUCUUGUCGACAAGGUCCUUCGUAUCUAUAGCAUCAUUAAUGAGAGAGGUCCAGCAUAUAAGGUCUUGCUCGUCAUCUCCAUUUCUCUUUUGACAUCUUGUUGUGCAUAUGGUCUCCCUUGGUUCACAGGGUGUGUUCCCUGUCCUGCAGGCCUGGAAGAACAAUGCCCGACAGUUGGUCGUUCUGGAAACUAUAAAAAUUUCCAAUGUCAACCAGGCCACUAUAAUGACCUUGCCUCCCUUUUCCUUAAUACCAAUGAUGAUGCAAUCCGCAACUUAUUUAGCUCUCGUGACGCACAUGAGUUCCACCUCUCUUCCCUCUCUUUAUUCUUUGGAGCUAUGUUCUGCCUUGGUAUUAUCACAUAUGGCAUAGCUAUACCUUCUGGGCUCUUCAUACCUGUCAUACUCGCUGGAGCCUCGUACGGGAGAGUUGUCGGGUCCAUCCUCGGCUCUAUAUCUGACCUUGAUAUUGGUCUCUUUGCCUUGCUUGGUGCUGCCUCCUUUCUUGGUGGCACAAUGAGAAUGACUGUAUCACUUUGUGUCAUACUUCUGGAGCUCACUAAUAAUCUACUGAUGCUUCCGCUAGUAAUGCUUGUUCUUCUCAUCUCAAAAACUGUCGCUGAUAGUUUCAACAAAGGCGUCUACGAUCAAAUUGUGAAGAUGAAGGGUUUGCCUUAUCUGGAAGCCCAUGCUGAACCCUACAUGAGGCAAUUGGUUGCAGGGGAUGUUGUUUCAGGCCCUUUAAUAACGUUUUCUGGUGUUGAGAAAGUGGGGAAUAUACUACAUUAUCUAGAGACGACCGGACAUCAUGGAUUCCCAGUCAUUGAUGAACCUCCUUUCACAGCUGCCCCAGAAUUGUGUGGUCUCGUUUUAAGGUCACACCUGCUUGUUUUGCUUAAAGGAAAGAGAUUUACGAAACAGAAGGUAUUGAGUGGAUCAGAUUUGUUAAGACGAUUUCAUGCAUAUGAUUUUGCAAAGGCUGGGUCAGGAAAGGGGCUUAAGCUGGAAGAUUUGGAUAUAAAACAAGAAGAAAUGGAUAUGUAUGUCGAUCUUCAUCCUAUUACAAAUACGUCACCAUACACAGUGAUAGAGACCAUGUCUCUUGCCAAAGCUGCAGUCCUCUUCCGGGAGGUUGGCCUUAGGCAUCUAUGUGUUGUACCAAAGACACCGGGGAGGCCACCUAUAGUUGGUAUCCUGACUCGACACGACUUUAUGGCAGAGCACAUCUUGGGACUGUACCCAGAUAUGAAACCCCAGAAGCAUGUCUAGUAAGGUUUAAGGAAUGCACACCCUAUUCUUUUGGUUGCCUCGGGGUUCGUAUGGUAACUAUGGUAUAUAUUAUAUUGGUGCCAAAAUUUGGAAAAAUAGUUGACAUCAGGAAGUUUUCAACUCUUUGUUUACAUUGUCUGUAUAUUGGAUCAAAUGCACUUCCAGGAUAUUUUUCUUGCUAGCAAUAUAGACUCAGGUUUAAAGAAU